AUGGCGGCAAUGUUCACAGACUCGCCUUCUGCAUCUUCGCACAGGUCUUUCCCAGGAUCGUGGAAAGGACAAGGAGUAUCCAAUGAGGCUAGCUUCUUUGUGCCACGCCCACGUGUCUCGGUAGCCACGCCGCCGGUCAGCGACCUAGAGCUCAACGUAAGGCUCCGCGCUCGUGAGAAGAACUGGGGCAGCCGCGAGUCAUCCUGGUUGGUGAAGAACGCUUUCGCAGCUUGGCGGUCUACGCUCCCGUGUUGCGUCUCCGUUCGGACGACGCCCACGGAACCAGUAGUUCGGGACCGGCAGAUGUUCGACUUGCAGCGUUCGCUGGUGGCAAAGGAGGCUCAGAUCGAAUAUUUCGAGCAACAAGCCAGGACGAGCCGGGCAGCUUCCCGCUCUCCCAGCGACCCCGUGUUGCUCGGGUGGGGCUUCGUCAGCUUCGCUCGGAACUGGCUACAGGCCCGGCUGGAGCGCGUCGCAUCAUCUGAGAGCUCUACCAGGUUCAUGAAAGAGAAGCUCUCUGCAGCUGAGGACCGAGCGAUGAAAACCGAGAAGCAGCUUUUGCAGGCGCGCAAUGACUUAAGCGAGAUGGAGUUGCGCCUGUCGAUGUCCGGGGAUCGCCACAACUCCUUGGAGGAGCAGCUGCGGAUCGCAGGGCAGCGAGGGCGGCAGAUGGAGCAGCUGUUGACUUCAGCGGAGACGCAGACUCGGCGAUUGGAGGAAGAGCUGAAAGUGGCUCACGAUGCUGAGCUACGCAUGAAGGAGCGCUUCUUCCAGCUACAGGAGGCGACAGGGCAAGCGAAAGAGGCCACUUCCAGUGCGUUGUUCCUCGCGAGGAUCACCGUCGCCUGGCACCGGAGAUGCCGAGCCAAGCAACUCGCCCGGAGGGCGGCUCUGUCCUGUUGCGAGAGAAGCACAGGGCGACUGCAGGCCUGUGUCCUGGGUCUGUGGCAGCGUGCAGCUGCAGCACAACGCGCAGCACGUGACGAGGCUUCUGCUGUUCAGACGACGGGGCGCUCGGCGCGGCAAAGGGGUGCACAGAUCGCGAACCGGCUUGAACUCCGGUCCUGGCUCCGGCUUCUGCUGCUCCGGGCGAUGCUGCGCUGGCGCAGAGUCUCCGCUGAGCUCAGGGCAACGCGCUUCACCGCUGCGAAGAUGAUUGCUGGACAGAGAAGGCCGCUGGAAGCCGCCAUCCUGCUCUAUUGGCACAAAGUAUGCCUUCACGGACGAUGCAAGCGAGCGGCCACGGCCAGCGAGUUGCGGAGCGCCCAGCUAGCUGAGCGGGGAGCCGCUGCUGCCCUGGCGCUGGCCGCAAGCAAUGCGCGGGCGCUGCAGGCAGCCAUCUUGGGCUUCUGGCAUCAGCAGCUGCUGGCAGCGCGCGGGAGCCGAGAAGCGGCGCGCGUAGGGGCCAAGGAGCGAGAGCUUCUCCUGCGAAGGGGCACCUCGGCAGCCGCAGUCCUGGCUUCGCGCAGCAAGCGCGGCGCGGCUGCCGUGGCGCUUGGCGGCUGGAAAGGUUUUGUCGCAUCGCGCCGGCGGCGCAUGCAGCUCCGACAGCGCAGUGAGGUGGCAGCAGCAGCCAUGCAGGCGUUAAGUGCGAAGAUGCUGCUGCAUUCGAUAUUGCUUUCCUGGCGCACGAGGAUAUCAGAGAAGCGUUCAGCAAAGUCUGUCGAGGAGGUCACCCGUCGCCACCGGCAGCUGCUCGCGGAGCGAGGUGCAAAGGCGGCAGCAGCCCUGGCGCCCCGCGGCGGGCGCGCACAGCUUGGCUUACACCUCCGCGCGUGGCAUGACCUGGCUGCCCGAGGCGGCCACAAGCAGGCUUUGCGUAGCCGUGGGGCAGCUGCGGUGGCGGCACUUGAGGUUGGCCACGCACGAAGCUUGCUCGGAACUUUGAUGGGCCUUUGGAGAUCUCUCCUCAAAGACAAGGCCUCCUGGCAAAAGCUUCGUCAGCGGGGCGCCCGCGUCAUGGACCUACACCGUGAACGAGGCGCAGAGCGCUUUCUGCGGAUCCUCCUCAGCACUUGGGCCUCUGAGGGCCGAGCUGCGGCACGGCGCUGUGCCGCGGCGCUGGCUCGCGGAGGUAGCAACGUUGCCAGGGUGGCGUUUCAAGGCUGGAUGCAAGUAAUUCGAGAGCACCACAUGCACUCGGCACGAAUUGAGCUGGAUCAGCUCCGAAGGAGGCUGGUUUUGCGUGGCAGCCAAGCUGCCUGCGCCAUGGGCAGGAAUUGCGACCGCGGCCUGCUUGCAGAAUGUUUGAACGCUUGGCAGCAGGUUUGCGUGAUCGAGCGCCAUCAGGUCAGCCUUGACAGCACCCAUGAGAGGCUCCGCGAGCUGUUUCUACAGCGGUCGCACGGAAUGAUCGGCUUUCAGCAGAUGCGAGGCCAGCCUCUCCCCUUCCUCCGGGCAACACUCGGGGCCUGGCGCGGCGCCGCCGCCCGCGGCAGCGCAGCGCGGAAGGCCGCAGCAGCUUUGGCAUCCUCGACGAGGCAGCUGCUAGCCGCAACUGUUGCUAUCGCCUGGCACCAGGAAGCCGCACGCAGGAGGUUUCGACGAAGAUUGGCCGCUCGAAGAUCCGACUUCGUCGCCUCCUUCCUGGGACAAAGCUCCCGGGCGCUACUCCGGGAGCUCCUGAAGGAGUGGCGUCGCUACGCGGCCUCCAAGGCCUUAGCUUGCGCCUGGGGAGGGCGCCAGCAGAAGGAGGGAGGCCGCCGUCAGCUCAGCUGUGCGUUUGCGGCUUGGCAGCAGCGACGUGAGGCUUUGCUCACUGCGCGUCGCGCGGCCUUUCGGUUAUGUGACCACAGCACCACCAUGCUGCUUCAAGGCACAUUGGCCGCUUGGCUCAAUGCACGUGCCGCUUUAGCCGCAGAGCUUCGCCUACGUUCUGCCGAGGAUGACGCUGCGGCGGUGCUCCGACUUCGCGGGGAGAAGUUCGUCUUGUGGCACAUGGUCGGAGGGCUGCGUCCGCUUGUGCACCGGGGGCUGCUUGCCUGGGCUCGCUUGGCCGGCAAGAGAGGCGCCAGAAAGCGGACGGCCAUGGUCCUCUUGAGAGGCUCGGAUCGAGGUAUCCAGGCCGCCUGUCUCUUCGCGUGGCAUCGGAGACUCUUCGUCUGGCGGCGGGUUGCGUACCUGGCACAAGUCACACUUGCGAAGCCGGACAAGGAGCUCCUUCGCGGUGCACUGGCAUCCUGGAUAGAGGCACACCGAUGGCAAGAAGGUCACCGCGUUGCUAAAGCCGCCCUUCGAGGGCAAGUGGCAGAUGCAGCCGGUUGGCAUGCAUCCCGUCAUCAGCGCCUCCAUCUGCUUGGCCGACAUUUCUGGAGCUGGCAAGGACGGCGCAGGGGCCACGAGGUGGUAGCUGCUGCACUUCAAGCUUUCUUCUUGCAGCGCGACCAGAACGCGGUUGCCGCGAUGUUUACCCACUGGCAUCGGGUUCUGCAGAAUGUCUCGAGUCGACGGGCUCUGGGUGAGCAGGAGGCAUCGCUGCUCUCCCGACUUCACCGGCGUGGGCGUAUUUUGGCCGCCUUGGUAGCAGCUGGUAGCCGCCUGGGAGCAGCCCGGGAGGUAUUCGAGGCCUGGGCUCGCCGCCGUCGCGCCGUGGCUGCUGGCCGCCGUGCCGCACGGCGCCGGUGCGCCGAAACCACGGGUGCUGCAGUCGCCGCAGUAUUUUCUGAGUGGCACAGAGCAAGUGCCUCGGUACAGAAGUGGCGACUACUCCAGGAUCGCCAAGCUUGCGUGGCAGAUCUCCGAGAUCGAAGCCUGCGUCUCUUGGACCGGCGAGGCAUCGGAGAGUGUCCAGCAUUGCUGCAGUCGGCGAUGUUGGCUUGGGCGAAGGCAGCCUGUGGCCGCAAAGCGGCAGAGCGCGGGGCGGCUGCACUCACUGCUGCGUCGACAGCGUUGCUUCUGGGCCAGGUCAUCUUCCGCUGGCGCGAGCAGUGUGCUCUCGUGCGUCGGGCCGUGAACGACCGAGAGAAAGUUCAGAGCCAAGGAGACGUCAAGGCUCGUGGCUUCAGCGCGGCUCAAGUUCUCGCGGCACAAGGUUCCCGAGCGCUCCGCGCACAGGUCUUCCUUGCCUGGAGGACAAUGCUACGUCGGCCCCAGCAGGCGGUGCUGGCGCUUUGGGCACCACGAAAGGCCGCGCGCUGGCUCAGAGCAAGGCUUUUCGCAUCCUGGCGCCUUAUGGCAGCCCAGCUGAAUUCUGGGCGCCGGAUAGCGGCUGCCAAAGCCAUUGGAGGCCAAGCCUCCAUGGCGCGUGCAGCUUUUGCCGCCCUCCAAAACGUUGCUGCAGAGGGCCGUGUCGCGGCCGUGGAGGAGCUCGCAUGCUCGCAGCUCACCGACCUGGUCGACUGGCAAGGCGACCGAUGGCGCAACAGGCUCGUGGCAUCAAAGCUCUUCGCCGCAUGGCGGAAUGCCGUGCUGCGGCUUUCCUUCGUGCUGCAUGCGGCCUUGAGCCGCGAACUCCAAGGCUACUGGUGGCUCCGCAAUGCCGUGUUCGGGCAGUGGAGGCUGCAGCUACAGCGGAGCCGGGAGGACAGCGCCCGCGAAGCUCACCAGGAGCUCCGACAGCAGCUGCAGUGGCAGGGGACCGUCGCCUUCGCAGCACGCCGUGUGGGCGAAGAUGUUGCGCGGAAGUCCCGUCUCUUCCGUGCCUGGGCCCAGCGCACCUCGGCCUUCCGCGCGGCAGCGCUUCAGGGGCAGCGCCUGCGCCGAGGAGGCAUCAUGAUGAUCGCGACUCAAGCGCUGGGAUCGUGGCGUUUGGUAUGCAAGGAACAGCAGUGGAACUUCAAGCAGCAGGAGCUUGCAGACCUCUUAGCCGAAGCCGGAACCCAGCUGAUGCAGGCCGGUGGUUUGGAGAUGGAAAGGCGGAGGGCGCUCAUUCCUGGAAGGCGUCUUGCACUCCACCUCACAUUUCUCACGCUGCAGGCUUGCGCUGCUCGCGCAUUUGAUGCAUGGCGUCGCAAUUUGCUUCUCCAGCGUUCCGAGCAACACCAGGCGCUUGCCUGCCUUCGGUUCUGGCGUGCAGCCAGUGUGCAGCGUCGCAGGGCCAUCGCUGGAGCAGUCAGGUUCCGACAGCGGCGCUGGGUGCGGCUACUGACCGCCGCAUGUCGGCUCUGGGCCCUCGAGGCUGCAAGAAAUGCCGGGCCAGAGACAUCUUGCACGCAAUGCGGCAAUGUCUACAUGGCAGACGCGCUGUACUGCCGGAACUGUGGCCUCCGACGCCAGGCCCGGAGCAACUCGCCUUCCAAGCGGCUGCUGUCAGAGCAUCUCAGGGGGACGGCUUCUCCUGAACCCUACGAGUAUGUGUUGCAGAGACCGCCUCCGGAUGGGAGCCAGCCGCUGGUUGCUAGGCCUCUGUUCACGUCUUCAACCCCUCCAACACCAGGGACGCCGUGGCGUUUAGGCUCAGAGGCUGCACCACGGCCGCUGACGCCGGCGCAGGACAGUCUUUUGCAGCAGCUCUUGAAGCAGACAGCUCUGCUCACCCAGCUGGUGUGUGCCCCAGCAACAGAAAGGCAGCCUUCUCAGACAGCCGCUACUCAGCAGGCACCUGCAGAGGCAGUUCUUGUAGAAGCAGAGGCAGCAGCGCCUUCAGAGCCUGGGUCUGCGAGAGAGCGACGACAGAAACGGCAGGGAGAGGCUUUGCGGAAACUAGAAGCAGAGGCAGCCUCGGAGAGGAAGAGCCCUCCCAAGACCCCGCAGCCAGCCUUCCCAAGACUUCCACCAUGGCAGGGGCCCUCGAGACAGGACAGCCAGAAGAGCUUGGGGUCUAGCUCGGCCAAGACGCCAACCCCCAGGAAGCUGUUUCAGACCCCAGGCAGCGAGGAAUGCUUCUUCAGAGACAGACAGCUGGAAGACUUGAAGGAAGACCUCAGGACGCCCAGUCCGGUAGCAGCCAACAUCCGGAUAGACUGGAUGUUUGGCAAGUCGGCUGAGAAGACAGCCAAGCGAGAUCUGGAGCGAGAUCUUUCCGCAAAGUCUGGUCACCAGCCAGCGAAGGUCUGUGUCCUGAGAGGCCGAAAAAAGGGAGGCAGACCCAAGGGAGCCACAGACAAGGCUGCUCGCCCAGUCAACGGUCUCAGAAAGGAACGGGCAGACGUGUCAGCCGUGGGCAAGCUCAAGCUUUUCCAGCAGGCAGACGAGCUCGUCGCCAACACAGGCUCCAAGAGAGGUGCCGUCAGACGCCUGCAGGCGGACUUUGGCAUCAGCGAGAGCAUGGCACAGGAGCUCCUGUGGCCAGCCAAGAGAGCCAAGGUGGAGCAGUUCGUCGAAAGCACUCCUCAAGGCCAAGACGGGCUCAGGAUCGCAGUCAGGGAAGCCGAGGAGAAGGCAGGCAGUUUGACGCCCGAGGCAGCCAAGGAGCUGAGACUGGAGGUGUCCUGGAGGCUGUGGGACCAGGCACUCCAGGCAGCCGCAGACCCGGCAGGCAGUCAGACUUUGGCAGUCGCUGAGCAGACGGGCAGCUCCAUCCUGGUCGUCUACGGACAGGAUUGCAGGUUGGAAAACAUCUGCAGCCAGACAGGCACCUGCCUCACAGACGAGGAGUUCUAUGUCCGAGGCAGACACUUCGUCAGACGUGCAGGCGAGGCAGUCCCAGACCAGGCUGUACAGGGCUCAGCGAAUGCUGCUCUAGCCAGGACCCAGUGCUCAGACAUCUGCAAGAUUGGCGGAAGGCGAAAGGCAGACGAUCAGCAAACAAUGCUCCAGCAGAUCGCUCGCAAAGACCAGGCCAAGGACCAGGCCAGGCAGCAGCAGGCAAAGCAGGUCGUGCUAGCCAGUCUCAGAGGCCAGCUCGUCCAGCUGCUGCAGUCCAAGUCCGGGCAGCCUCAGGAGCUUCAGUCAGAGGAGAAGCACCUUGCAGGCUUGGCUCCUUACAAGAAAGGAGAGCUGCUCACAGACUCGCAGCUUCAGGCAGGUCUUCGAGUGGAGCUCAGCGCUGGAGACUAUCCAACAGGACUGCACGUCUUGCUGCCAGCGCAGCUGGAGGUCAUCCUGCAGACACAGGAGCUUCCGCAGGAGCUCCUGUCAGAGCUCCAGGCGGCUCCAGAUGUGGCCAGGCCGAUGCUGCUGCUUGCACUGGUGCACAGCCAGCCUCCCAGACACUACUCCCUGGUCGUGCUGGAAAGACAGGCAGACAAGCAGCUCGCUUUGAGCUUGCGAGACACUCUGCCUAGCGAGGCUUCUUACGAGAAGUGCAGGCAGCUGCAGCAUCCAAGUAGCACCUUCUCCGGCGUGAGAGAGACCUAUACGCCGGCUCCUACCCAGCCUCCGGAGGAGGCAAGGGCGGAAGCGCACCAGGCCCGUGCAGAUGCAAAGUCGGAGCCGAAGGAGGAGGCUUCUGUCCGCUUUGAGGAGCCUGCCGUCCUCAACAGGGACGAUCCCAGCGCGGCCAAUGUCAGCGCACCACUGUUGAAGUCGGAGGAUGUCGAGAGAGCCGAGGCCGAUGAGGCACCUCAGAAAGAGGAGAAGCCGAUGCCAUGGGCACGAUUUGCAGGGCUUUGGAUUUGCUGCAGCUUGGCCGCUGGCGUACUCCCUGGGCAGUCCCUCUUCGCGGAGAUGUUUGCGAAUGCCGGCGUCUACAGCUCCAGCUGCGAGGAUGGAAAGCCUGGCUGUACCGAUCAGUUCCUCGUGCUGACAUCCAUCUUCGGCGUCGGGCAAAGCAUUGCCUACGGCUUCUCCGCACCCAUUGGCUUGCUUUACGACCGAUGGGGUGCGAUGAUCACCGGCACCGUGGGGGCGCUGAUUUGUGCAGUUGGCAUGCUGCUGGUGUCCGGAUCUGUCAUGGGUGCUGCGGCAGGGUAUGAUUCUACGACAUCCUACCUUUUCUUGGUCGGCACCCUCACAUGCGACUUCGGAUCGCUUCUGAACAGUUUUUCCUUCAUGGGCCUGAUCUGGCACUUUCCUGGCAAACAGACGAGAGUCAUUGCGCUCAUCAAUGCCACUUACCAGGCGUCGGCGAUGCUGCCGAUUCUGAUAGAAGCUGGUAUGCGGAACUAUGAUCUCUCCCUCUCUUCGAUCAUGCUUGGCUGGACUGUGGUCACCUUCGUCACCGUGUACUUCUGCUGGGUGCUCAUUCCUUCUCAGGCGGAAUACUAUGAGCAGGCUAAGAAAGUUCUCGGCAUGCCGCUUCCCAAGCCUCCCACUGAGAUGAGAGUGAAAGAGAUGCUCUGGCGUGCCGUUGAGGUGCUGCAGCAGAACCAAAAGGAGCAUUUGGUGUCCGCCUGCGCUUUGGCAACGGGUUUGGCGAUGCCUGGGUUCUACUCCUCUCUUGCUGCUCCCUAUGGCGAGGCACUCUUUGGCCACAAAGCAGACGGAGAGAGGCUGGCUCAGAUCAACGUCACGUGCACGACCAUUGUGGGCUUGGCCUUUGGCCCCUUUGUGGGAACCUUUGCCGACGCCUUCGGCCUGGAGGCACUUAUCAUCAUUUUCGGCUUUCUCAUGGCCGUGGCAGCAGGAUCGAUGCCAUUCGCGAGCUGGCCCCUUCAGAUCGUUUGUGCAGUUGCUCUUGUUCUGUACAUGGCUCUGUGGGCCAUCUUCAUUUCCCGGUAUCUCCUCCUCUACUCGCCUCCCAACCGCAUUGGGGCAACGCAAGGAGUCUACUCUCUCGGUGUUGUUAUGAUUGGUCUGCCUUGGCAGAUGCUGGGGAUCGGAGCCACCUCGGUGCUUCCGAAAGGCCCAGACGCAUAUCGAAUUCCGAUGUGGGUGUUUGCUGCAAUGGGCAUUCUGGCCAUGAGCUUGUAUGCCUGCUUCUACCGAAAGAACCCUCCACCGGAAGUCCCUCCUUUGUUGCCGGAGGACGAAGCAGAGUUAGCCAAGGGCUUCGGCUGUGGCAACCUGGACGAGGUCUGUGAAGUCACGAAUACGAAGACCAAAGCUGAGUUGAUCAGGAAAUUGGCAUCCUCGAACCCGGAGGAUAUGCAAAGCCUCAUCAAGAGCAUCGACACGCAAAAGAUGAUGGAGAUGAUGGCACGACGCCCUGUGGAGGACAUCGCUGACAUGAUGGAGGAGAACGACGGCGGGGACGACGAGCCAGAAGAGGAGGAGGAGGAGCCGUCGGCGCCCGCUGCCGCAGAGGAGGCUCCUCCGGAAAAAGCAUCUGCACCUGCCGAGGCUAGCGGCGAGUCCCCGAUCCGGACGAGAAGCAGAUACCUGGCCGAGAAAGUGAAUGCAGGUGACAAGGAGGCUGUUAGGCACUAUCUUCUGAACGAGCCCGUGGACGACAUGUGGAACAUCCAGCUGGACCUAGAGGAGUGGCAGACGAAGGCAGAGCAAAAAGCGCUUGACAAGGCCUUCAACAAGCUCAUUCCUGGCAAGGACAACUUGUGA
Messenger RNA from Symbiodinium sp. CCMP2592, 9315 nucleotides. The record is from the annotation of a GenBank genome assembly. Lineage: Eukaryota; Dinophyceae; Suessiales; Symbiodiniaceae.